Molecule: messenger RNA, 531 nt
Organism: Rhodotorula graminis WP1
Lineage: Eukaryota; Fungi; Basidiomycota; Microbotryomycetes; Sporidiobolales; Sporidiobolaceae
Exons: 3
Biological process (GO): cGMP catabolic process; negative regulation of glucose mediated signaling pathway; cAMP catabolic process
Molecular function (GO): 3',5'-cyclic-GMP phosphodiesterase activity; 3',5'-cyclic-AMP phosphodiesterase activity
Source: RefSeq, a predicted model, not a curated record
UCAUUUGCGUGCACCUUGCAGGGCUGCGGCGGCGGGCCCGUCGAGACCAACCUGUCGAGCUUCCUCGUCAAGCCGUACGCGAGCAAGUGGACCGACGGCUGCACCGGCAUAGAAGCUCUUGGCACAGGGACUGAUGCACUAUCCAUCUCGCCACCGCCUCCUUGCAGCUGCUUCGCCAUCACGCACGCCCACCUCGACCACAUCGCCGGCCUUAUCAUCUCGUCUGCUGCCUGUCGCCCGCCACCUCGACCCGUGUACGGCAUCCGGCGCACCAUCGCCAACAUCGAGCGGCUCAUGGACGGCGGUGUGUGGCCCAUGUUGGGCGGGUGGGACGACUCGGUGACGAUCGGGCGCGCCUACCACUACAAGAAGUGCCUGCCCAAGCCGCAGGCCGUCGGCACCGCACCUGCAGCAGGCGGCGCAGAAGGCGAGUGCUACGACUCGACGGCGUUCUUCGUGCGCGAGGAGCAGAGCGGGCGCGAGCUCCUGUUCUUUGGCGAUGUCGAGCCGGGUCCGUCCUCGUCCUCUCCC